AUGGCCUCACAUUUGACAUUGGAAUGUCCCUCGUCUCAUGAUAUAUACUUCAACCUCAAGGGAGAAGCCUUCUUUCGGCCUAUGUCUGCAUCGGUGAUUCUUAAAAAAUGUACAGACUCGGAUUUCUCGCGUGCAGAGCAGGUGCAAGUUUCCCUCGUCCGUGUUCUAUCGAGCAAGUCAAGUCGAGAUUGCGCCAGCCGCAACAAACCUUUCUUGAAGCAAGUCUGUCGCCUACUCUCGUCGAAGGCACGACCAACACCAUCCGAAACUACACAGACAUGCUCGGUAAUUGAGGAAAUGGCACUGUGUGUCCCCAAUCUUUCUACAGAUAGCCAGGUGGGCUAUUCACCCAACGACGGCAAAGUCUACAGGAUCCUCUUCCACAUGCCCAUCACACCCAAUAUGCCAGCAAGUGCCGCCACAGACUUGGGCAAUAUAUCAUAUUUCUUGGCCGCCUCCCUCAGAACAUCAGAGGGUAAUGUUCUUGGUACAAGUCAAGAGAUCAGCUUUACGCGGCAGCUGAUCCCCGACUGCAAUACAGACAUCCAGCAUAUCCGCAAUUAUCCAAAUGGGGCAGUCGUGGCCCAGAUCAAUCUCUCACAGCAGAUUGACUCGACGGAGAGUUCAAACAUCUCCCUGGACGCAAAGAUACUUCUCCGACGACCAGUUACUCCUGCUACUCGGCCAACAGAAUUCAAAUCUGUGGCGAUACGUGGGAUCCGAUGGCGCGUGGAAGAGAUAACCAAGCUCUUUAUCCCACCAGAAGAUCUUCAUCAACCAGAAGAUGGACAGAGCCCAGUAAACCAGUCAAUUGAAAAGGAAUCUACCACCCGUGAAUUAUUCAACGGGUUUCAAAAGGGAUAUUGGGUAACCUUCCAGAAUCCCAUCGUAAAGGGACGUCAACACCCAGAAUCCAACCAUGGCUCCCCGAUCGAGAUCAAACUUGACAUCCCAAUUCCCAAAGACGUGACACCUACGCCAGAGAUCUCUCUAUCCAACUAUAUUCCUGAAUCCAUGCCAGCACAGUCCGUACCGCCAUCGAUUCAAGGACAAUUUCCACCCACAACGCCAGCGAGCUUGGUACUCACAGUUGAACAUCGUCUGAGAUUUGAUCUAUUGACCAGUGAAGACACUUUCGACGUCGACAAUCAUAACUUGGUGGAUGGCAGACCGUUGCGCACUGUGUUGAAUAUUUCUUUCCCACUCCUUAUUCUCAGACGAGCUCAUGGUCGCAUUGAUGAGACGGUUUGUCAGGGGAAUCCGCCAUCUUAUGAUGAAGUUCCGGUUUCGCCUCCCGACUACAAAGACUUUGCACAACCUGGAAGGAUCUGA
Penicillium daleae is the source of this 1332-nucleotide messenger RNA. RefSeq lists its product as uncharacterized. The record is from RefSeq and is a predicted model, not a curated record. Bases 1 to 1332 code for a protein of 443 amino acids. The transcript has a single exon. Lineage: Eukaryota; Fungi; Ascomycota; Eurotiomycetes; Eurotiales; Aspergillaceae.